Messenger RNA from Zea mays, 1920 nucleotides. RefSeq lists its product as uncharacterized. The coding region runs from base 141 to 1577 and encodes 478 amino acids. Lineage: Eukaryota; Viridiplantae; Streptophyta; Magnoliopsida; Poales; Poaceae. Gene Ontology annotation, biological process: regulation of telomere maintenance via telomerase; telomere capping. Gene Ontology annotation, cellular component: nuclear telomere cap complex; chromosome, telomeric region. The transcript is spliced from 10 exons. The record is from RefSeq and is a predicted model, not a curated record. Gene Ontology annotation, molecular function: G-rich strand telomeric DNA binding; telomerase inhibitor activity.
GCCGCAGUAUCCCAAGUCCCAACAAGGUCAAGUCGCGUGGAUUCGCCACUAGCGGGUAUUGAUUACCUUGCCGCCCCUUGACCAAACCAAAUAACACAAGUCCCCAUUGCUUGCACCCUACAGCUCCUCACACCCAAGGUAUGGAGGAGGCACCAACGAGGGAGCCGAAGAGGCUGCGCCAGGACGCCGCGGUUACUUCCGCCGCGGCGGCGGCUGAGGAGCCUCAGUACGUGUACCUGCCUAUCGCCGACGCCAUGAAGGUUCCCGGCGUCCGGGUUUGCCUCUUCGCCGUUGUCUCCGAGAUCGGCAUCACCGACCGCAGCCGUGGCACGGAUUUCACUCUUAGGUUGAGGAUUGUGGAUCAAUCAUGCAUGGAUGGAAUCUCUGUAACAGUUUUUGCUGACAAAACUACUCUAUUGCCUUGUGUCAAGUCAAGUGGAGAUGUGAUCAGUCUCCAUAACGUCAUGAUAACGAUGCAUGGGGAGUUCUUUGUUUCAUUUAACAAAGAAGUUUCUUCAUUUGCGCUAUUUGAAAGCAAAGUAGCUGAGUGCAGCCCAUAUCAGACUUCUGUGAAAUAUCAUGGCAGCAAACAUGACAAAGAACUUUUAACCCAGAUGAGAACGUGGCUUGCAUAUAAUCCUCUAGGUCUGAAAGAUUUUGAAUUGCAGUUAAGAAGUUUAAAAUCUGAUUCUACUUUUGAUCUAGUAUGCAAGGUUGUUCAUGUCCAUGAAGAUAACGACAAAUUGAUAUUUUAUGUUUGGGAUGGAACUGAUACCCCUGCUGUUGAGUUUCAGGCAACUUUGGAUCCAAAGGCAGUUGAAUCACCCCCUCUAUUUGAAGGGCCACCUCUACCCAGGGAGGUUUUGUGCACAAUGCCAAUUAUCGGAACUGUUUUGAGGAUUUUUUCAGAUAUGCCUAUCAAGGAAGUAUCCCACAUGCAAAAUAGGGUUUAUUGGGCCAGAUUCUGUAACAUUACUUGCAAGGAAGAGUUUGGCAUUUGGAAAGGCAUUUUGCUGGCCUCUAGUAAAGUUCGGCUUUUAUCUCAUGAAGAUGGUAGCGUUGUUGAUCGUCGAAAGAUGUAUGCCAUUCGUAAGGCCAACCAAGUUCUCUGCCAGCCGAUGGCAAGCUUUCCCUCUAAUGUUACUGAUGUAGAAUAUGAGGAAGAAUGGCACUCAACGUUAAUGCAGUCUUUAACUCAUAAAGAGGUGACACACAAACUCAAAACCUUGGCCCGUGUUGUGGGAGCGUAUCCAUGUCAAGCUAGUGGUCUCCGUUUGCUGUCAACUGGUAACAUUCAUCUGCGGUUGACUCUUGAGGAUCCUACAGCGAGAAUUCAUGCGUACGUCCAUAAGAAUUAUCUGGUCCAAUUCUUCGGUGGUUUUCUGACAGAAGAAGCGAUAACAAAGAAGAUGAACAAGCUACUUGGUAUCCCAGAACCAGAGGACAGCGAGGAAGGUGCCCCCUUGACUAGGAAUCCACCUUGGAUAUGGUGCUGCUUGACAUCAUUCUAUAUGGACAAAAACAAUCCCUGGGACAGCAGAAAGUACCGAAUCUUUGCCACAGAGAUGAGGGAUUGAGGAGGGAUGCUGCUCGAAUAUGCAGGAACGGCCUUGCAAAUGAACCGAACUGAUUCUAUGUAGUAUUUCUGUGUGCUCUCGUUGGCAUUUUGCUUGGAGGGGCAUCUUGCUGGGAUGCAGCGAGACACGCUUUAGUUGUAGCCUGCGUACUGUCAGUAUUAUUCCCUAGAUGCAAUGUUGUUGCAGUGCUGCUGCUGACCUUCUGCUCCAUCCAGAACACUGGUAGCAGUCUGUAUGCGCGCCCACGCUACAGAACUCUAGAUUAUCUUGUGAAAUGUUAGUGCACACAGCACCAACUUUUGGCUUGGAAGUUGGAACGUGGCAAGAACCCCUUUUCUUGUUC